GUAAACAAGUUGUAGUUCUUUAGUGGUGGUCGUCGUUUGAUAGUUAGGAGUCGAGCGAAAGAUCAAGGCUUAGUCAGUACGCUCCGCAAGUUCGCGCUUGUAGCACCUGUGCCUCAAUCCUUACUAAUCGUCCUUUUUCUUCGUUCAGCACAGAACACAAUUCAAACUCUUUCCCCAUUAUCAUCAUCAUUAUUCACAUUGUGUAAUGCAUUCGAAAUAAUCGCGUGUUCCCAUUUAUCUAAACCAGAACAUUAUCGAAUUAAUCUCUGCCCUGAUAACGGGCGAGACUCAGAGAGAGAGUUUCUGUUCCUGUAUUUCGUUUGCAAAGAGGAUGUUCGACAAGAAUCACAGCCGCAGCAGCAGCAGGAUGGACGUCUUCUUCGGAAUUCUUCUGAUCCUAGCCACAACCACCUGCGAAGUUUUGGACUCUAAAAAUGCAACCGAAACCGUACCGUCGGUCAACCAAAUCCUGUGCGCUCCCACCAACGAGUUCCCGAAGGACAACUCCAGCCACAACAUCCGGAUAAACCAGACAAUCCUCGAGCAUCUGGCUCACCAUCCGCAGAACUUCUCGGAGGUAGGAGAUCUCCUGCACGGCUGCAUCCUACCAUCUCCGAUCAACAACGCCACCGUGACCGAUGAACCGGUGAAGAAGUCGGACGAACCGAAGUCGCAGGUGGAAUUGAUACAGGAGGGAAACAACGAGGACUCGAGGAUCGACGUUUCUCCUCCUUCUCACGGUCGAACUCCUCUGGUUCAGGGUCAGCUGGCCGCGAUUCUUGCAGGAGUCUUCGUGAUCAUCGCAGUCAUCGGAUACGUCGGACUGUUAUCCUGGAGGAGAUUCUUGGAGAAUCGCUAUGGAAAUCGUGAGAUGCUGGUCAACGAGGAAGAGUUCUACGAUCCGAACGAUAUGAGGCAUUUCUCCAUAUGAUGUGCCAAAACAAAACAAGAACAAUCCAUGGAAG
Molecule: messenger RNA, 965 nt
Organism: Nicrophorus vespilloides
Lineage: Eukaryota; Metazoa; Arthropoda; Insecta; Coleoptera; Silphidae
Exons: 4
Coding region: 332-931 (199 amino acids)
Source: RefSeq, a predicted model, not a curated record